UUGCUUUACUUCUUUCAGUACUAUUGUUUUUACCACGGCACAUGCAAUGUAUCGCAUGCUUUCGAUUCAUUUUCAUGCACGUAUCUUCGCAACUUUCCAUUGUUUCAGUUACACCGAGAAGUUUGCCGAUAUGUGGGCGACUCGUAUUUGGCCGACUUCGGUAUGCAGUUGGUAUCGCGGGGUCUUGAUGUUAUACACCAGUGGAAGGAACUGGUAGUAGUCAUGAAACCACAGCCGUCUCCUCAUAUACCGCUGUGGGCUAGUCACGCCUUCAAUUUUAUUCAUUUUCUCACCGACCCUAAAUAUACUGAAUAUCUUCUGGAUUACCAGUUUCAAGUAUUGAAAGCUGACGUUGAAGAGUGCAAACACCUGGUACUCGGCGACAAAGACGCUAUAACGGUGGCACCCAGGAGUCGGAGUUCUACAAUGAGUUCACGGAAGACUUCAGAUGAGAUCUCGACAAAGAUGAAAAAAGUAUCGCUGGAGUCUCGUCGAGCGAGGCUCGAAGCUGCCGCACUGGCAACAGACGAGAAAGUUGCAAAAAGGUCUGUCUAUCCUAUGGGGCGCGUGGUGACAAGAAAACGUGGUGAAUUUAACAUGGAUAUGUACACGGAUCCGUCGAAAACCGCUCCGUUCAAGUAUCAGAUUCUGGAGAAAUUAGCCGGUGGAACGUUUGGAACCGUCUACAAGGCUCUCAAGGAUGGACAGUGUGUGAUAGCAGUGAAGCAAAUACGAGUAAGAAGAGAUGUUGUAAAGAUCCUUAAAGGAGAAGUGGAUAUUUUUUCUAAUCUCAAUCACAAAAAUCUCGUCAAAUACUACGGGUGUGAAGUACGGCAGGAUGAAGUUUUAAUUAUGAUGGAGUACUGCUCAGAGGGUACGUUAGAAAGAAUUUGUCGCGAAGGUCUAGAUGAAGAGUUGGUGAGGCGCUACACUAACAGUCUGCUUCGAGCAGUUGCUUAUAUGCAUAGCCAAAAGGCAGGCGUUGAUUACCACGACGAUUCAGGAACUCCAGUAGUCCAUCGUGACAUAAAACCAGCUAACAUUUUCUUGGAUCUGCACUGCGUGUUGAAACUGGGUGAUUUUGGAUGCUCAGUACGUCUACGAGAUCAAGCGACAGUCUAUGGAGAGAUCGCUGAGUACGCGGGGACUGUACAGUACAUGGCGCCAGAGGUUCUAACCUAUGGUGGCAUGUCGGAAGACGGAAAGUAUCGAGGAUAUGGCAGAGCCGUUGAUAUUUGGAGCAUUGGUUGCGUUGUAUUGGAGAUGAGCACUGGUCGACAACCAUGGCCAGAUAUGCAUCCGUUCCAGAUCACUAUGAAAGUCUGUCAGGGAGGUCUGCCAGCGUACCCGAAUCCAAUACGAAGGAUACUGAAACAUUUCUUGGAUUCAUGCUUUGUCUUCAGUCCUGAUGACAGGAAAUCCGCUGAUCAGUUGCUUCAGGAUCCAUUUGCAAAUGUCCACGUGGAUGCUGAUUCCGUCCUCCAAUCGGUCGUUGCCCGAAACGUUCCCGAGAUUAUAACAGAGAACAGACACUCCCAUUGGCAAAAUAGU
Molecule: messenger RNA, 1551 nt
Organism: Cooperia oncophora
Lineage: Eukaryota; Metazoa; Nematoda; Chromadorea; Rhabditida; Trichostrongylidae
Source: the annotation of a GenBank genome assembly